CAAUGUUUUUUUUUAUCAAGCACUGCCGUCUUUUAUAGAACAUUAUCGAAUGUUUGUGUUAGAUUUGCUCCACUGAACUCACCGUAAAGACAAUUUAGUUUAACAAACCCCAGAUGUAAUUAAAAAGUUUGUCAUACCAAUUCUAAUUUUGCUCUGUUAUUGACAAUUUGCAAUGGCUGAAGCUGCAGAAGUGAGUCAACCGAUUGGCUGUUAUGUUGACACACGCGAGGAGACAAAUAUCCGUGCCUACAAAAAAUGGAUAAAUUCAAAGAUUGGAAAAAAACACGCCCCUGUUGAAAAUUUGAUUGAAGACUUACGUGAUGGUCGUGUUUUGAUUUCAUUACUUGAAAUUUUGUUAAAUAAAAGAAUUCCUUUUUCCAAAGGAAACAUGAGAUUUCAUCACCUUGACAAUGUUAGAACAGUGUUGAAUUUACUUCGAGAGCAAGGGUUGAAACUUCAUUUUAUAAACAGCGAAGCAAUUGUCGAUGGAAACAAAAACUCAAUUCUUGGUCUCAUCUGGAUGAUCAUACUUCACUUUCAGGUUAAAGAAAUUGUGUCAAAUAAGGAAAACAAAAAUGCAAAACCCAGUGAUUCUUCUCCUCGAAAAAAAUCUCUUUUGAGUCAGGCUGAAGCUGAAAAACUGUUAUUAAGCUGGAUACAACAUGUUCUUCAAGGAUUUUCAAAUGGAGCCACGAUUAAUGAUUUUAAAAAGAGUUGGGAAGAUGGCUUUGCAUUUAUUUAUCUUCUUCACGCCUUUCGACCAAGUGCUGUCGACAUGAGCGAAGCACAGAAAAUGUCAGUUGCAGAUAGAUUAGAUUACUCCUUCAAUGUUGCGGAAAAAGAGUUUGGCGUUCCCGGUUUAUUGGAAUCUUCAGAGGUUGAACAAGGUAACUUUGAAAAGAAUGGAAUGUUGAUGUACCUUUCUUCAUUAUACGAAGUGUUAAGGAAUCAGGAAGUACAAAAGACUUCGUUGAUGAUUGAGCCUCAAAAAUGUACAGUAUGUAUUGGUGAAGACGUCAUUCACAUUCAAGUUGUGUCAAAAAACGAGAUUGUCUUACGUUACAUGAAACUAUACUACACGGUCUUAUAUUCAAUAAAAGAAUUGGAAAAGAGAAUGAAGGCAAUCGAAGAAAAAGAGCCAUGCCAGGAGAGUGCCAUUGAAGUGAAAAAAAUUCAAAUGGAAAAGGAAAAGUUGAAGACGAAGAUUGAAGAACUAAAUACAAUAAAUCAAGAGAUGUCAAAGUCACCAGGAGUUGACAGCAAGGAAUUCUCGGAAAUACAAAGAGAAUUGGAAGAGCUUAAUAAACGUUGGUCGGCACUUUUGAAGCUAAUAAAUAAAGAACUGUUGAGACAGCCUGCUAUUGCUCAGAAAAUUGUCAACAGGGCUCGUUAUUCUAUUGACAAUGAAGUGUAUGACAUUACGUCCGUGUCUAGAAACGAAAUUGUCCUUAACUGUAAAGUUUUAUAUCAAGAAAUUGUCGCCAUCAUAGAACAAGCUGAAAAAAAUAUCGAAAUUAUCAACGAUGAAAAGCCGAGUCAAAAAACAAAUAGAAAAUUUGAUGAAACUGUUCAAAUAGUUGAUCAACUUCAAGAGAAGUUUGCAAAAAUGAAUAGUCUUAUGAGUGAGAUGAAAGAUGCUGAAAAUGUCGACUCAGAAGAACGCGAAGAACUGCAAAAGAAUGUUAGAGAUUUUCAGUCUCGUCUCACUCGUGCAAAUGACUUUAUCUCAAAAAAUCAAAUUACAAGCGCUCCUGAAACCAGGACGUUGAAUGUCGAUGGAGAGAUUAUACAUAUUACAACAAUCUCAACCAAUGAGAUCGUCGUACGCUAUAAGAUUCUUCAUUACGAAAUAUUACAUGCUGUCAAGAAACUGGAAAAGACAUUUGAAACUAUACAAAAAGAGGAUCCAAGCCAAGAAAAUGCGAAAGCCUUGAGAAAAGUCCACUUAGAAAUGGAUGAAUUACAGGAUAAACUGAAAGAAUUAUACGAGAAUCUUAAAGAAAUGUCUAACUCCUCUGGAGUUGAUCGCAAGGAAUUCUUGGAAAUUCAGAGAGAAUCAGAAGAAAUAGUUGAACGAUGGUCCAUACUGGUGAAACACAAUAAUAAAGAAGUUUUGAGACAACCCGCCAUUUUGCGCGAAACCAAAAGAGCAAGAACUUCUCAUAGUGGUCGUUUAACAAUUGAGGAUGAGGUGAUUGAAGUUAAAUCAGUUUCUUCCAAUGACAUUGUCAUUGUAUACAAAAUUACGUUUCUCGAAAUUAUGACCAUCAUCAAAUUAAUUGAAAAAAACAAUGAAACGAUUAAGAAAGAAGAACCAAGUCAGAAAACGGCUGCAUUGCUUGAUGAGAAUACUCAGAGACUAGAUGAGCUUCAAGAUAAAAUUACAAAGUUGAAUGAUCUUAUGACCAAAAUGGAAGUUGCUGAGAAUGUUGACUCAGAAGAAUUUGGUGAAAUACAAAACGAAUUCAAGGAUUUUGAAUCGCGUCUCAGUCUUGUCAAUGACUUUAUCACAAAAGAACGACAAAGGCAACCCGCUGUCUUGAAGAAGACUUUGUACGAGACAUCUAGAGAGGAAGAAAUGGUGUUCAGUUUAUUUGUUGAUGUGAAAUUACAUCUUACUUAAACAAAUGUUUUUUGCCGGCCAAGUAGAUUGGUAAAUAAGCAAAAGGGAUAUUUUAAUUGCACAUUUAAUCUGAAAUCUUUGCACGUAGUGUAAACAUUUAGCAAACCAAUACACAUUUUAUUUGUUAUUCAUGUACGUAGCUAUUAGUUGAAAUUUACUUUAAUGAUAGACAGAUAGAGCCAACAACUACACUUAUAAUGUGAUUAGUUUUCAUACGUGAGAAACAUACUGUAGAAAUAGAUGACAAACUUUCAUCUUCUUAAAACUAAUAUAUGUAAUGGGUCAUAUUGUGAACAAA
This is a messenger RNA of Xenia sp. Carnegie-2017, 2921 nucleotides long. Its product is annotated as spectrin beta chain, erythrocytic-like. Gene Ontology annotation, molecular function: protein binding. Lineage: Eukaryota; Metazoa; Cnidaria; Anthozoa; Malacalcyonacea; Xeniidae. Gene Ontology annotation, biological process: synaptic signaling. The transcript has 20 exons. Bases 173 to 2623 code for a protein of 816 amino acids. Gene Ontology annotation, cellular component: plasma membrane. The record is from RefSeq and is a predicted model, not a curated record.